GCGAUUUUUGUCGCUCCAUGUAGAGAAAAAAAAGUGACUGGCCGAUCAGAUAACAGCAAGCUGCACCCCUCCGCGUGACAUGGUGAUGCGAUGAUCUCGUGUGAUUGCAUUCCGUUUUUCGCUGCUUGGCUGCUUUUUAUUUGCUAACUUCCUCCCUGCUGGCGAAUAUCUCCGAUUUGCAUCCCGGAACGGUGUAUCUCUCUUCAUUGUGGCCUGGCUCGCGUGCGUCCAAUCUCUACAUCUGCGGAUGAAACGCGGCUAUGGCUAUCCUCAGGCUGCUUGUGCUGUUCAUGGCUGCCGUAUGGCAGGCUCAAAUGUGUCUAGCAAAGACAGUCACUCACGACUUCAACGUGACAUGGGUGACGGCCAAUCCCGAUGGGCUCGCUGACCGCAAAGUCGUCGGUAUUAAUGGUCAAUGGCCGCUGCCCGUCAUCGAAGUGGACAAGGGCGAUCGACUCGUAGUCAACAUGCACAAUGCCCUGGACCGCAGUGCGUCAAUUCACUUUCAUGGCAUGUUCCAGAAUGGCACCAACGGCAUGGACGGGGCUUCGAUGGUCACUCAGUGCCCUGUACCCCCAGGCUCUGAUUUCACCUACAACUUCACUAUAAACCAGAGCGGAACAUACUGGUACCACUGUCAUACUGACUAUUGCUAUCCAGACGGCUAUCGUCAGGCUCUGGUUGUGCAUGAUGAUGAGAGCCCCUUUCACAAUGACUAUGAUGAAGAGAUGACGAUCACCGUCAGCGACUGGUAUCAUGAAAUGACGGAGGAUAUUGCACCGAAGUUUCUAUCGGUCUACAACCCCAAGGGAGCAGAACCAAUCCCCGAUGCUUUCCUUUUCAAUGAUACCAUGAACUCAAACUUAGUCGUAAAGCCCAAUACGACGUAUCUACUGCGACUCAUCAACAUCGGCGCUUUUGUUGCACAGUACUUCUAUAUUGAAGACCACACAUUUAAAAUUGUUGAGAUUGAUGGCGUCUACACGGAGCCUGCCGAAGCCGACACUCUCUAUAUUGCAGUCGCCCAGCGAUACGCAAUCCUCUUGACUACGAAGAAUACAACGGACAAAAACUACCCAAUUGUCACAGUUGCGGAUUCAGUCUUGCUGGAUAAUAUUCCUUCCGAUUUGCAGCUGAACCAGACCAAUUGGCUUCAAUACAACGCUGAAGCUGACCAUCCGCAAGCCAACAUCACCGUUGACGUGGCCUCGGAUCUCGUGCCGUUUGACGACAUCACUCUUGUUCCCACAGACGGCACCCCUCUACUGCCAGAACCCGAUAUGGAGAUACAAGUUGACGUACAAAUGAUGAAUCUUGACAACGGAGAUGGCUAUGCCUUUUUAAACAACAUUUCCUAUACCAUGCCAAAGGUGCCUUCGUUGUAUACCGUCUUUUCGGCCGGCGAGUUAGCAACCAAUCAAGCCGUAUAUGGCGAAUUCACCCAUCCAAUGGUUCUCGAACACAACCAAGUGGUGCAAAUCGUGCUGAACAACAAUGACACUGGAUCUCAUCCAUUCCAUCUUCACGGCCACAAUUUCCAACUUCUCGAUCGCCAACCUCCCUAUGGGCCGAACUUCUACGACUAUGCUGACGGCGACCCGGUCCCUUACGACCCGAACAACCAUACCGCAUUUCCGGCCACGCCGGCUCGCCGAGAUGUCUUUGUCCUCCCUCCACAGGGGUAUUUCGUGAUUCGUUUCGUGGCGGACAAUCCCGGCGUAUGGAUUUUCCAUUGUCACAUUGAUUGGCACUUAUCGCAAGGACUAGCCAUGAUCUUGAUCGAAGCACCAACCCAGAUUCAAGGCGCUGAUCGGAGCAACACUCCUCAGCAACAUUUCGAUGUCUGCAAGGCCGCUGGUAUCCCCUAUGAAGGCAAUGCCGCUGCCAACACAGAGGACUACCAGGACUUGACAGGGCAAAAUGAGCAAGUGGGCUGGUUGCCCGCAGGAUUCACGGCGAGGGGUAUAGUGGCAUUGGUGUUCUCCUGUAUAAGUGCCGUUUUGGGAGUGGUGUUUAUUGUGAUUUAUGGGCUGUCGGAUAUAAAAUUCAAGACCACUUCUAAUAUCGCACAGCCCACAUUUGAGACUACUGAAUCGGUGGCUGUUACAACAACGGGAAAUAGGGCCGAGAAUUACAGGGACUAAGACGGUGCUGUUAGAAAUUCUGGAGAUGUAGAAUCACUUCGGGAUAUUUCCUUUCAAUUUUAAAGACAUCUUAGAGUGUGAAGCUUGUUAUGAUACCUCAAUUAUCAUUUCUUUUUCAUUUCCUGCUUCCUAUUAUAGUAUAAAUACAGAUUGAUUUACAAUACUCUUUCCUCCUGUCGCGAAUUUUCCGGGAUUCCCCCUUUUUCUUUAGUUCUUGCUGGUUCUUUAUCAAAGUCUGUUGUUUGUCGUUUCAUUGACAAUGAUAACGCGGCAGGAUUGUUGUCAGAAAUCUCGGUCGCGUAGUCAGUUGUAUGCAGGAUCUCUCAUCCCCAGACCCCACAAAUUUGGACUACUCGGUACUUGUAAUCCCAAAUUUUCCUUUUUUACUUUGAAACAUCACAUGGCAGUACCUCUUUAAUACCCAGUUUUCUGCACUACCUAACGUUUAUUUAUAAUUAAUACGGUUUUCCGACUUUAUGCCGAUCAAACACAUUCC
Molecule: messenger RNA, 2640 nt
Organism: Talaromyces proteolyticus
Lineage: Eukaryota; Fungi; Ascomycota; Eurotiomycetes; Eurotiales; Trichocomaceae
Product: Cupredoxin
Exons: 1
Coding region: 261-2144 (627 amino acids)
Biological process (GO): cellular response to iron ion starvation; reductive iron assimilation
Cellular component (GO): high-affinity iron permease complex
Molecular function (GO): ferroxidase activity; copper ion binding
Source: RefSeq, a predicted model, not a curated record